AUGGCAGUUGAAAAGAACCUAGUUAUAGCAAGUGGUCAGUACUGUAAGAAGAAAGGGAAAUUGUGGACCUAUAUUAGCCCAGGUGGAAGUAAAUGCCAACUGGAUUAUAUACUAAUAAGGAAAAAGUGGAGGAACAGCUUGAAUAAUGUUGAGGCGUAUAGUACUUUUGCCAGUGUAGGAUCCGACCAUAGAAUAGUAUCUGCAAGAGUCCGUCUGAGCCUUCGAAAGAGCAAAACCUUGGCAAAAGGAAAACAGCACGAUUGGAAACUUCUCAGCACUGACAACCACCUUCAGAAGCUAUACAGCAUUGAAGUCCGCAACAGGUUCCAGCCCCUAGAGAAGGAGGAAGAAUCAGCUACCGAGAGGUAUGAGCGAUUCAUAACAGCACAUAAGGAGGCUACUGAGAAAGUUAUCCCAGUGAAAAAGAAGACAAGAAAGUUGCAUUUUCCCAACGAUACACGUGUAAUCAGUGCUAGAAAUAAGAUCAAUAAAGCCUACAUGGAGUACCAGAAAGAUACAAGUGAUGAAAAUCGGCAGAUCUACAAGCAAGCCAAGCACAACCUUGAGGAAGCAUACAGUGUAGUUAUAGAAGAAGAUCUUGAUAGUAAACUAAAAGAUGUGGAGAGAGCGCAUGCCAACAGUAAACAUGGGCAGAGCUGGAGACUCAUAAAUGACAUAACCGGAAGGAAAGCAUCCCCGAAAGGGCAGUUAAAAGGAGACACACAGAAAGACAGGGUCAUAAACUGGUUCAACCACUUCAAGAAUCUUCUUGGAAGCCCUCCAGAUAUAGAUGAUGAGGAUGAAGAAAUUCUGCCUAUACUAGAGAGUCUGAACAUCAAGACAGGGCCAUUUGAUCUUAAAGAAUAUUCAAAGGCAAUAAAGUCACUAGUAGAAGGGAAGAGCUUUGGGGAAGAUGGCAUACCACCAGAGGUUCUAAAAAGAUGUGACCUGGAUGAAAUCAUUCUGAGUUUCUGCAACAACGCUCUGAUCAAUGAAGAAAAGCCCCACCAAUGGUCCAUACUGAAUAUUGUACCAAUACCAAAGUCUGGAGACCUGAGCCAAGGAGGAAACUAUCGAGGAAUCAGUCUAAGCUCCAUCGUGGCCAAACUUUCAAUAGAUUGA
This is a messenger RNA of Strongylocentrotus purpuratus (purple sea urchin), 1122 nucleotides long. RefSeq lists its product as uncharacterized. The record is from RefSeq and is a predicted model, not a curated record. Bases 1 to 1122 code for a protein of 373 amino acids. NCBI's taxonomy places the organism in Eukaryota, Metazoa, Echinodermata, Echinoidea, Camarodonta, Strongylocentrotidae. The transcript has a single exon.